Messenger RNA from Calidris pugnax (ruff), 2706 nucleotides. Its product is annotated as maestro heat-like repeat-containing protein family member 7. The record is from RefSeq and is a predicted model, not a curated record. Bases 1 to 2706 code for a protein of 901 amino acids. NCBI's taxonomy places the organism in Eukaryota, Metazoa, Chordata, Aves, Charadriiformes, Scolopacidae. The transcript is spliced from 21 exons. Gene Ontology annotation, cellular component: cytoplasm.
AUGCGAGAUUCAAGCCCUUCCACCGUGGCUUCUUACAGAGAGGAGAAAAGCCUGGACAUCAUCCGGAGCAGACCCAAGGAUGAGGUCCAGAAGCUGGAGUUCCUGAACUCCGUCUGCACCACCUGCAACGCCAUAAGCGUGGACUCCACCGAGUGGUACAAGCUUUACUUCUCCCAGCUGGAGGUGGCGGAGACCAUUGAGGAACUGCUGCAAGAGGAGCCCACUGGCCAGCUGAACGGCGUAGUGCGGCAGCAUGCCAUGUUUGCCAUCGCUUCCAUGAGCCGAGCAAAGCUGCUUCUGCCGGAGAAGAAGAGCACCCUCCUCCAUGCCUGCUUCUGCAGCCUCUUCCACCUGCCUCCACAGGACACCGAGGCCCCCACUUUUUUCCUCUACUCCAGGACCCUGGCUGCGAUGGACAGCAUGCUGCAGACGCUGGUCUGCAGUGCUGGCACCCUCAGCGUCAUGGAGCUGAAGAACAUCUUGCAGCUCCUGCUGUCCUUCGCCAGCUCCCAGACAGCAGUGGUACAGGAGAGGGCCAUAGCACGGAUUGGGAAGCUGGCCGAAUUCCUCACCAUCUGUUCCCUGCCACAGACCCAUGAGUUUGAGAUGCUGGGGAAGCUGGUGGGGCAUCUCAUCCUCUGCUGCACUUGCAAGGACAGGGGGACCCAUCACGAGGCUGCAGAAGCUCUCUAUCACCUGCACACCUUCGCCGGGAAGCUACUCGGCAGGUGGACCGGGCUGCACGACACGCAGCAGCUGCAGGUCCCGAAGGGCUGGCCAGAAAAGCAGUCCUGCCACUCUUCACAGAGCAACUACGCCUUCGAAAUCUUCCUGAGGUUCAUGAAAUACCUCCAGCCCACGGACCGGGUAGACGUCAUCCUCACAGCCAUCAAGAGCCUGAGAGCCCCAAGUGCCUACAGCUUCAAGGUGGCUGCGCGCAUGGUGGACUUCCUUGUGGUGAACUCUGUCUUCCGGAUGGGGCAGGUGCUGAACAUUGUCUGGGCCAUCUACGGAAAUCUGCCCACCAUCACCGUGGCAGUAGCUCGCAAGAGUGUGGACAGGGCCCUGCUGGUCCUGACGAACAGGCACCCCACUUGGGUGGUGACCGGCCUGCUGCAGUGCUCCCCAAUGUGCAACCAGUACGGGGCCCACCAGCUUUUGGGGCUCCUCUCACACUGGGAGAGGGGCCCCGACACCCUCCUGAGGGAUGUCAGCCCGGCCAUCCUCCAGGGUGUCCCCGCUGACAGAGCCCCGGGUCCCCACAGAGUUGCCGGGGACAUGUGGAAGACGAUGUUCUCCGAGCCCCAAGCUGCGAAGAAGGUGCUGCAGGAGCUGCUCAGCAUGCUGAUGAGCCAGUCGCAGCGCAAGAUCUCCACCUCCACCAGAGACAACCCACGCAUCCUCUCUCUGGCUGCCACCGAGACAAUAAGCAAGAUCCUCCUGCAUCCCACCUGCCUGCGGGAGGUGCAUGCCAUUUUCCCCCGGCUUUUCUUGGCACUCCUUUUACAAGUGUCCUUCACCACGGAGCUGAUGGUGCAGGAGGUGCAGAUCUUCUGGAAGGAGCACCAACAGGAUCUGCUCACUCCCAUCAGGUCUGCUGUGAAGGCCAUGAAAGAGCUGCUCUGCGUCAUGGGCUUUGAGACACAGGUGGUGGCCAUCGAGGCGCAGGACGGCUGGGAUGCCCUUCUCAGCACCCUGACCCACCUCAGGGGAGUGCGCACUGUGGCCAGGGAGAUGAUGACGACCCAAAGACCCCUGCGCUACACCAUCUUCCGCCAUCUGGUAGAGCUCCUCAGUGUGGAGGACCCCACCUGGGAGAUGGUCGCCAUGACCUUUUUCAUCGAGAUGCUGGGCAGCGUGGACCUCGGUGAAGACCUUGCCUGUGCCCUGGAGCUCUUCCCCAUGUACCUGCAGAGCCAGUGCGUGGGGAUGCCCAACCUGGUGCUCCAGGGCAUCCUCAAGCUCACCGAGAGACCCGACGUGGCAAGGAAAACCCUGGUCCUGCUGCCCGAUGUCAUGGAGCAUCUCCAGGGCGAUGACAGCACCGUGGCCCUUGCCGUGCUCAUCAACAUGCUGCGGCUGCUGAAGGGGAAGGAGUCCAGCCCCACCGCCCUGGCCCUGGCUGAGAAGCUCCAGCCAUUCUUUGACGAUGAGUCGAACACCGUGCGGCAGCUCUCCAUCCGCCUCUUCCGAGACACCAUGGGGCGGGUGGUGGGCCCUGAAAAGAAGAAGAUGAGGAGGCAGGUGUGGGGCAGCCUGCUGCCGCUGCUCUUUCACCUGCACGAAGAGGAUGAGAGUGUUGCUAAGGCCUCCCAGGAAGCUCUCUGCAGCGCUGGCCAGUUCCUGAAGUGGAGGCCACUGGCAGAGCUGACAGAGCCUGCCCAGGCAUGGAGGAUGUCUGAGUGCCUGCUGGCCAGGAAGAAGAACAAGGCCAAGGACUACCUGCAGCAGAGCCAGCCCUACCUGCAGAGCCUGCAGGAGUCCCUCCGUUUGGAGGCUGUCAGGUUCAUCGGGCUCAUCGGACGGCAGGCGAAUAAUAAGCAGAAGAUGGAACAAGUCACAGAGAUCCUUGAAAGAGCAAGGAAAGAUUCCAGCCCCCUGGUCUCCUCCCUGGCGGAUCAGACGCUCCUCAUCCUCAAACAAGUCAGGCAGAGGUGGAAGUUUCGCCUGCAGUGGCCGAGCUCAUGGCUGCGAAGGGCACAAUGA